UUUGACAUCACACAAUGACCGAGUUACUUCCAUAACUGGAAGUUGAUACGGUCUGUAUUAGUUUUUCAUGUGGCCUCCAUGAUAGAGUUAUUGGCUCCUUGCUUAGUGGAGGAAAAGACGGUACAGAAUUCGCCAAAACUUCGGUUUUUCCAGUGACACGCACUUUGGCCCCGGUCAAACCAAGUUUCCUAUGACCUGGCUUGGACGAAUGCGUCAUGGAAAGACUGAAAAGGUUUCACUAGAUGGAUCGUGUAUGUCCCAGCGCUGGUGGACCCUUUGUACCGGGAUUUGUGCCCAUCUCGAAUGGGGUACAAGACCAGACUAACUUUCGUCUCGCUCAGCUGGACUGUUCCAUUGCUCCCAUGAAUGUGGCAAUGAGUUAUACUGUGGUUCUAGCAAGGCAAAGAUUGGCCUCAGGAGCCGUAGUUCCGCGGAGCCAUCGCUUUAGGGACAAUACCCUCGUUUUCAGGGUGGGUGCUGGAAAGUGUAUCCAACUACACGCAGAAUUCUGUACGACAAUGCAUGCCGAGGCCACAAUCCAGUCCCAACUGUGGCGGCCUCCAAAGGAGCUAUAAAGCAUAGCCUGGUGCCUGUUUGUUCCCCGUUUCAAGUUGCUUCUAUUUUUCACUCCAGUUCUGUUUAUGGCACAUUCUUUCUGAAGACGAUCUCUUACCAUUUAGAGACACAUCAUAUUAGAAAAAGUCUCCAAGCCCACAAUGGCCCUUCCGUCUGCAUACCGCGAGAACCUUGAAGCGGCUCUAGAUCCCAGCCGCCAGAAAGGCCAGGUCUUCAAGCUUACAGCUCCAGCUGAUGAGCUUGGCUGUGUUGAUUUCGGCUCAAAUAACACCCUUUCCCUUGGCGGGAGUGCAGCCACGCGAGAGGAGUUUCUCCGAGAGCUUGCACGGAAUCCCAACUUUGCUAUCGGAACCGGUGGCAGUCGCCUUUUGGGUGGAACCACACACUAUAUCGACGAGCUCGAACGAGAUUUGGCCCAUUUCUAUAAUGCCGACGAGGGCUUGAUUUUGCCCUCCGGAUAUGAAGGCAAUGUUGCUAUUCAUGCGACUCUUCCGCAGACGGGAGAUGCCAUUAUUCACGACGCAAAGAUCCAUGCCAGCACGCGGGAUGGCAUGCGUUCGUCAAAAGCACACAUCAUCCGACCAUUUGCACACAACGACCCACAGUCCUUGUACGACGUGCUCGAAGAAGUCAAGUUACUGGAGCCAGCAAUUGCCGAUGGACUUAAUACCGUCUUCGUGACGAUUGAAUCAAUCUACAGCAUGGACGGGGACGUGGCGCCCGUGGCUGAGAUCGUAAACGAAGCGAAACGGGCCUUGCCGAAAGGUAAUCUUGUUAUGAUCCUGGACGAGGCUCACUCCCACGGUAUUGUCGGGCCAAGUGGAGCUGGUCUAGCCUGUCAGCUGGGUCUAGAGCACGAGUUUGCUGUCAGGUUACACACAUUCGGCAAGGCCGUCGGAGCGGGUGGUGGUAUUAUUCUCUGUGACGGCCUGAUUAAACGAUAUCUGGUUAGCCAUGCGCGGAACUUCAUGUUCACCACGGCUCCGGCCUUCACUUUCUUUGCCACCAUCAAGGCUGCGGUCAAUGUCAUGGUCAGCGAGGAGGGUGACUGGCGUCGAAAGCAACUUCAAGACCGGAUCUACCACUUCUAUGACCUCCUCUUCCACCAUCCUCAGUGGGAACAUGUUCGACGAUCCGGAAUCCUGAGCAUUCCCACCACUGAACAUUUUGUCAAGGGUUCUUCAUUUCUUGUACCCAUCAUCCCCAUCAUCACACAGCCAGGCUAUAGCCACAAACUCGAAAAAUGGCUCCUAGACCGCGGCAUGCACACGCAUGGAGUGCGGUACCCCGUUGUGCCUAUGGCGAAGGAGCGGGUUCGAGUCAUGAUGCACGUUGAAAAUACAGUCGACCAGAUUGAAGCGUUGGUCAAGUCGGUCAUCGAAUGGGGGGACCAGUAUGCGCCGUCCCUGGCUCCAACUACCAUUAAGUUACGGCUGUGA
Molecule: messenger RNA, 2015 nt
Organism: Aspergillus pseudonomiae
Lineage: Eukaryota; Fungi; Ascomycota; Eurotiomycetes; Eurotiales; Aspergillaceae
Product: aminotransferase class I/II-fold pyridoxal phosphate-dependent enzyme
Exons: 3
Coding region: 717-2015 (432 amino acids)
Biological process (GO): biosynthetic process
Molecular function (GO): pyridoxal phosphate binding
Source: RefSeq, a predicted model, not a curated record